Molecule: messenger RNA, 1038 nt
Organism: Phaedon cochleariae (mustard beetle)
Lineage: Eukaryota; Metazoa; Arthropoda; Insecta; Coleoptera; Chrysomelidae
Source: the annotation of a GenBank genome assembly
UUCAACAAUAUGAAUAUGACAGUAUUGACAGUUAUGGCACUGACAAGUUUUUGUUCUUGUUAUCUUGUACAUUUUUUUUACUUUUUAGUAUAGAUGGUUUUUGAUAAAAAUUGGAAAAAUUUCGACCAUGCGAAAUGGCUACGAUGAAUUUAAAUGAAAAUGGUGUUCAUCACUCAAUCGUCAAUGGUAAUACGGAAUGGGUACCUCUCACGCUAACUUUGGUGGAGUAUCCCAAAGGUGAUUUGAUUGGGAAAGUUUUGGCACUAAUCAGCUUAGCCCCAUUUGGAAUAGGCUCAGGAUUUCUAGCAUUGAUACUUUUCAGACGUGAUUUGCAUACAAUAACAUUUUUCCUUGGGACACUAUUUUCUGAAGCAAUGAAUUACAUUCUUAAACAUACUAUUUGUGAAGCAAGACCUUUGCUAAGGGACACUGUCCAUGUGGAAUAUGGUAUGCCAUCAUCACAUGCUCAGUUUGUCUGGUUUUUUGCUACUUAUGUCAUAUAUUUUGUCUUCAUCAAGUUACACCAUAUGAAUAACAAUACAAUCAUUGAAAACUUGUCAAAAUUUUUGAUUAUUUCAUCUUCCUUUUUAAUGGCAGUUCUUGUUUGUAUAAGUAGGAUAUAUUUGGAGUACCACACACUUUGGCAGGUUCUCUGUGGGGCAAUUGUUGGAAUACUUUUUGCUACUAUUUGGUUUGCCCUAACUUACCUUGUGUUGACACCAUUAUUUCCACAAAUUGUAUCCUGGAGAAUUUCAGAAAUUCUUUUAUUAAGAGAUACAACAUUGAUUCCAAAUGUGUUAUGGUUUGAAUACACUAAUACAAGGCAAGAGGUCAGAGCAAGAAGCCGUAAACUAGUCAGUAUGAAGUCCCAAUGACAUUUGUUGGAGGACAGUUUCAAUUUUAUGUUGCCAUACCCUAUGGUCUAUGUUUUCAAGACAUUUGUCUAUUGGCCAAGGAAACGGUAAUUGCUGAGGAAAUUUGCUGAAACUGUUAACAAUCAAUAUUUUUAUAUGCAGCUUUUUAUGGCAUAUUUUGGUU